AUGGGGCGAUGGUCGCCGAUCUCGAUGCUUCCUGCUGGAAAAGUUGAUCGCAUACCUCUUCUACUUGGGGCGACUUCGAAGGAAACGUCGGCUUUCUUCUUGGAGGGGUUGGGAAAGGUCACGGGGAGAGCAAAUGCCAGUUGGGGAGGAGGCUUCAUCCUGCUAGGUUUCUCGGACCAGCCGCAGCUAGAGAAGCUCCUCUCCAUGCUUAUCUCCAUCUUCUAUGUCUUGACUUUGAUGGGCAAUGGGACCAUCAUCCUGGUGGCCUGCCUGGACGCCCAGCUCCACACCCCCAUGUACUUCUUCCUCUCCCACCUGGCCAUCCUGGACCUCACCCUCAUCAACUGUGUCAUCCCUCAGAUGCUUGUCAACCUGUGGGGUCCAGACAGGACCAUCCCCUUUGCUGGCUGUGCAGUUCAGCUCUUCAUCUCGCUGGGGUUAGGUGGGACCCAGUGUGUCUUCCUGGCCUUCAUGGCCUAUGACCGCUACAUUGCCAUCUGUCAGCCCCUCCACUAUGUGCUGGUCAUGCAUCCCGGUUUGUGCUGGAAGCUCUUGGCUAUCUCCUGGGGCCUGGGCUUUGGCAACUCAUCCCUGCACACCCCCCUCACCCUGUCCCUGCCCCGGUGUGGCCACCACCAGAUCAACCAUUUCUUCUGUGAAAAUCCACCCCUCGUCAAGUUGGCCUGCGUGGAUACCUCGUCGUAUGAGGCAGAGAUUUUUGUGUUGAGCGUCUUUUUCCUCCUGAUCCCCCUCCUAUUCAUCCUGGUCUCCUAUGGCUUCAUCGCUCGGGCUGUGCUGGAGGUCAAGUCCGCUGCAGGGCGGCGUAAGGCUUCCGGAACCUGUGGGGCCCAUCUCGCUGUGGUGUCAAUCUUCUAUGGCUCCAUCCUCUUCAUCUACCUUCAGCCCAAGGACCAGGUCUCCCAGGACGCUGACAAGUUUGUGGCUCUCUUCUACAACCUCAUCACUCCGGCACUGAAUCCGCUCAUCUACACCCUGAGGAAUGAGGAUGUGAAGGGGGCGAUAAGGAGGUUGGUGCUGGAGAGGAGGGGAGUGCAAAUAAUACAGGCUUAA
This is a messenger RNA of Ornithorhynchus anatinus (platypus), 1071 nucleotides long. Its product is annotated as olfactory receptor 2W3-like. The transcript is spliced from 2 exons. Gene Ontology annotation, molecular function: G protein-coupled receptor activity; olfactory receptor activity. Gene Ontology annotation, biological process: G protein-coupled receptor signaling pathway. Lineage: Eukaryota; Metazoa; Chordata; Mammalia; Monotremata; Ornithorhynchidae. Bases 1 to 1071 code for a protein of 356 amino acids. Gene Ontology annotation, cellular component: membrane. The record is from RefSeq and is a predicted model, not a curated record.